Messenger RNA from Fukomys damarensis (Damara mole-rat), 2772 nucleotides. It is a transcript of the gene Ddx54, whose product is annotated as DEAD-box helicase 54. The coding region runs from base 1 to 2454 and encodes 817 amino acids. Lineage: Eukaryota; Metazoa; Chordata; Mammalia; Rodentia; Bathyergidae. The transcript is spliced from 19 exons. Gene Ontology annotation, cellular component: nucleus. The record is from RefSeq and is a predicted model, not a curated record. Gene Ontology annotation, molecular function: RNA binding; RNA helicase activity; ATP binding.
AUGGCGGCCGGCAGGCGUGCGGCGGCUGGACCGCGGUCGCCAGCUGCCAUGGCUCAGUGGAAGAAGAAGAAGGGACUCCGAAAGCGCCGGGGCGCAGUCUCCCAGGCCCACGACAGCGACUCGGAGGAUGGCGAGUUUGAGAUUCAGGCGGAAGAUGACGCCCGGGCGCGGAAGCCAGGUCCUGGCCAACCCCUGCCCAGUUUCCCCUCCGCAGAGGGCACCUCGGACAUGGAGCCAGACAUGUGGGAGAUGGUGCGGGCACAGAACAAGAAGAAGAAGAAGUCUGGGGGCUUCCAGUCCAUGGGCUUGAGCUACCCGGUGUUCAAGGGCAUCAUGAAGAAAGGCUACAAAGUGCCGACGCCCAUCCAGAGGAAGACCAUCCCAGUGAUCCUGGACGGCAAGGACACGGUGGCCAUGGCACGGACAGGCAGCGGCAAGACGGCAUGCUUCCUCAUCCCCAUGUUCGAGCGGCUCAAGACCCGCAGCGCCCAGAGCGGCGCCCGCGCCCUCGUCCUCUCGCCCACCCGGGAGCUGGCCUUGCAGACCAUGAAGUUCACCAAGGAGCUGGGCAAGUUCACCGGCCUCAAGACAGCCCUGAUCCUGGGCGGGGACAAAAUGGAGGACCAGUUCGCAGCCCUGCACGAGAACCCCGACAUAAUCAUCGCCACCCCAGGGCGGCUGGUGCACGUGGUCGUGGAGAUGAGCCUGAAGCUACAGAGUGUGGAGUACGUGGUUUUCGACGAGGCCGACAGGCUCUUUGAGAUGGGCUUUGCGGAGCAGCUGCAAGAGAUCAUCAGCCGCCUGCCUGGGGGCCACCAGACGGUGCUGUUCUCGGCCACACUGCCCAAGCUGCUGGUGGAGUUCGCCCGCGCGGGCCUCACGGAGCCCGUGCUCAUCCGGCUGGAUGUGGACGCCAAGCUCAACGAACAGCUCAAGACCUCCUUCCUCCUGGUGCGUGAGGACACCAAGGCUGCUGUGCUGCUGCAUCUGCUGCGCACUGUGGUGCGGCCCCAGGACCAGACCGUGGUGUUUGUGGCCACCAAGCACCACGCCGAAUACCUCACUGAGCUGCUGUGUACCCAGCACAUGAGCUGCGCCCACAUCUACAGCGCCCUGGACCAGACAGCCCGCAAGAUCAACCUGGCCAGGUUCGUGCACGGCAAGUGCUCCACGCUCAUCGUCACCGACCUGGCCGCGCGCGGCCUGGACAUCCCGCUGCUGGACAACGUUAUCAACUACAGCUUCCCUGCCAAGGGCAAGCUCUUCCUGCACCGUGUGGGCCGUGUGGCCCGGGCUGGCCGGAGCGGCACAGCCUACUCCUUGGUGUCCCCGGCCGAGGUUCCCUACCUGCUGGACCUGCACCUGUUUGUGGGCCGCACCCUCAGCCUUGCCCCCCCCAAUGAGGAGCCUGCGGGUGAGUGGGGGUGCAGGCCUGGGUCCCCUCAAUGUGUGGAGCCAGCAGGGGACAGGCCUGGCUCCGAGCGGGAGGAGGAGGGGGAGCUGCAGAGGCUGAGGCUGGUGGACGGCGUCCGGCGGUACCGCGCCCGUGCGACCAUCUUCGAGAUCAACGCCUCUAGCCACGACCUGAGCAGCCAGGUGAUGCGUGCCAAGCGGCAGAAGGACCGCAGAGCCAUCAGCCGCUUCCAGCAGGGGCGGAAGGAGCGACAGCAAGGCCUGGCUGGCUCUGCCCCCGCCUGCCCAGCGCCACAGGAGGAAGAAGAGGAGGCCGUGGCAGAGAGCGUGGAGCGAGUCUUCACUGAAGUCGUGGGCCGGAAGCGGCCUCAGCCAGGCCCUGGUGGAGGAGCCAAGAGGCGGAGGGAGGAGGCCUGGCGGCAGGAUCAGGAGUUCUACGUCCCCUACCGGCCCAAAGACUUCGACAGCGAACGGGGCCUUAGAGUGGGGAGUGCUACAGGGGCGUUUGAACAGCAGGUGGCUGGCGCUGUCCUGGACCUGAUGGGGGACGAGUCGCAGAACCUGACCCAGGGCCGGCAGCAGCUCAAGUGGGACCGAAAGAAGAAGCGGUUUGUGGGACAGUCAGGACAGGAUGACAAGAAGAAGAUCAAGACUGAGAGCGGCCGCUACAUCAGCAGCUCCUACAAGCGUGACCUCUACCAGAAGUGGAAGCAGAAACAGAAAAUCGAUGAUCAAGACUCUGAGGAGGAAGGGCCGUCUGACCGUCGAGGCCCACCUCGGAGAGGCGGGAAGCGAGGGCGCAGCCAGGGUGCAUCCCAGCCUCGUGCCCCCAGCACCCCCGCGGGCCGUGUUCACUCUGAGCUCAAGACCAAGCAACAGAUCCUGAAGCAGCGGCGGCGGGCCCAGAAGCUGCGCUUCCUGCAGCGUGGCGGCCUCAAGCAGCUGUCCGCCCGCAACCGCCGCCGGGCCCAGGAGCUGCGGCAGGGCGCCUUUGGCCGGGGCACCCCCUCUCGGAAGGGCAAGAUGAGGAAGAGGAUGUGAAGACCAGGGCUUGGCCCCAAGGCUUUUCUCGUGGCCCUGCUUGGACAUCAGCCGUCAUUUCCCCGUGCACUGCUGGCACCGCACCCUGAAAUUGAGCACAGCAGCUACCUCUGCCGAGACAGAGACAUGUGAGCAGGGUGUUGAAGGAUAUGUAGGAGUUCGCCAGCAAAGCCAAGCAGGCCAAGCCCUGAGUUGGCAACUUGGUGCUGCUGCUUCCAUGUGCUCUGGGUUCACGGGUCGGGGCCACAGGGUCUAAGCCGAGUGCCUCAGGCUCCGUGACAGGCUUUUAAAGAAAUAAACUUUAUUGAGCAUCUCUGG